AUGACCGACAAGCAGCACUGGCUCCCGAUUACGCGGGAAAACAUCCAAACGGCCCAUUCUCUGGUCAAGCCGUACAUCUACGAAACCCCGGUUCUCACCUCCAAGACCCUCAACUCGCUCGCUUCGACCCCGCAGACGGCGGAUGCCUUGAGAGGGACUCCGUUCGAGGGCCAACAGGCUGCUCAUCCAAAGAUUAACUUCUUCUUCAAAUGCGAGAACUUCCAGCGUAUCGGUGCAUUUAAGGUGCGUGGGGCAUUUCAUUCCAUUCUACGCGUGAUCCAGAUCAAGGGUGAGGAGGAGGUGAGGAAGCGUGGUGUCAUCACACAUAGCUCUGGAAAUCAUGCACAGGCUGUUGCCCUCGCUGCAUCGGCUCUCUCCAUCCCCGCUUAUAUCAUCAUGCCGUCUAUAUCUAUCCCGUCCAAAAUUGAAGCCACUAAGGGGUAUGGUGGGAAAGUUGUUUUCUCCGGCUCCACGAGCGACGAGCGGGAAGAAGUCAUGCGUAAGGUCCAAGAGGAAACUGGAGCUAUCUUGAUCCAUCCCUAUGAUCACCCUGAUACCAUUCUCGGCCAGGGAACCGCUGGUCUCGAACUAGAGGCCCAGGUAAACAAGCUAGUCUCUGAAGACCCUAGACUUAGUGUACGUAAGAGCCGGGAUGGGAAAGGAUACGGUUUGGAUGCAGUCAUCACCCCUCUGGGAGGAGGUGGACUGAAUUCUGGAACUGCCUCAUUUUUCUCUGAGCCACGGGAGGGUGGAAAGAAGAUUCACGUCUUUGGUGCUGAGCCGUCUUUCCAGGGCGCAGAUGAUGCCCGUCGUGGUCUCAAAGCUGGUGAAAGAAUCCCGAUCGUCAAGUCACUUACUAUCGCUGACGGGCUGAGGACUCCCCUUGGUGAGAUCGCUUUCGGUAUUCUCUCCGAUCCCACCAAGUCCCGUGGCGUGUUCAGCGUGACAGAAGAGCAGAUCAAGAGCGCGAUGAGGCUAGUCGUCGAGAGGAUGAAGAUAGUCAUCGAGCCCAGUGCGGCUGUUCCCCUAGCUGUCUGCCUCUUUGACGAAGAGUUCAGACGCAUUGUUGAGCGGGAAGGCGGCGACGAUGGUUGGAAUGUUGGAGUCAUUUUCUCCGGAGGAAACACGACCAUAGAAGCCGUGUCUCAGCUUUUCACUAUAUCUUGA
This is a messenger RNA of Microsporum canis CBS 113480, 1167 nucleotides long. RefSeq names its product threo-3-hydroxyaspartate ammonia-lyase. The transcript is spliced from 2 exons. The coding region runs from base 1 to 1167 and encodes 388 amino acids. The record is from RefSeq and is a predicted model, not a curated record. Gene Ontology annotation, biological process: L-serine metabolic process; pyruvate biosynthetic process; D-serine biosynthetic process. Gene Ontology annotation, molecular function: threonine racemase activity; pyridoxal phosphate binding; ATP binding. Lineage: Eukaryota; Fungi; Ascomycota; Eurotiomycetes; Onygenales; Arthrodermataceae.